AUGGCUUAUGAGCUCUCUAUCGAAAUAUUUGGGCUAGGGGAAGACCCGAGACACCGGUCCCACUGGGGGUUCGUGAUCAACCGACCAUCCCAGCUUGUCGGCGAUCUGCUCCACGUCAAGUUACUCGACCUCGACAGGCUUUGGUACGAGUUCGAGCCGCGGAUGAGCACCCCGUUGGUCACCAUGCAGGCGGUUGGGAAGGUCAAACUGGGCGAGCUCACCGAUCUGCAACGACAGGAGGCGAUCAGGGUGAUCAGUUCGGAGCGGGCACCAAGGGAUGGAAAGAAGAAAUGCCAAGAUUGGGUGUUUGACACCUUGCUGUCCCUGGAGGUGAACGAGCUCGUCCCACCCGGCACCUGUCAGUUCUGGAAGGGGAUGGUCGGAAAGCCAGCAAGGUCGGUUCGAGGCGCGGUGGGGGACAAGUGGAUGGGUCUGAAAAAAUGA
This is a messenger RNA of Aspergillus candidus, 444 nucleotides long. RefSeq lists its product as uncharacterized. The transcript has a single exon. The coding region runs from base 1 to 444 and encodes 147 amino acids. Lineage: Eukaryota; Fungi; Ascomycota; Eurotiomycetes; Eurotiales; Aspergillaceae. The record is from RefSeq and is a predicted model, not a curated record.